AUGGAAAUAGCGUUGGUCGGGAGGAGGGUGGCGAGUGAUGGCGGCGGAGGGGCUCGAAGUUACCAUAUGAAUGAUCAGAAUUGUCAGUAUGAUCCGCUCUAUGGCGGCUAUACGGCUCAAGGAUCACGGGUACUUUCUACGACGGGUUCCACCGAAAUCACCACUUUGACCCCGUUCGCUGCUCCACAACCCACCACGGACUACGCUGUCGGCUACGAUCUCUACAGAUACAGCACUUACUACCCGUCGUACACUGGGCAGACAACGUCUUCGGCGCCGUUCUAUCCCGAGUUGACUACAUUCUCUGUGCCACGUACUGGCGAGUUCACCUCCACUGGCAGCGACCAAAAGGAUCAAACCGCCGGUAUCAAAAUCGAAAAAGAAGACAGCUUGCUACAUGCCUCUUCAACAUUGGCCACCGAUGAAGUCGCGAUGGAGACCACAGAUCCGAAUAAUCCGCCCAGACGAAGCAAGUUGGAUCGUCGAAAGGCUGCGACAAUGCGUGAGAGACGGCGACUACGUAAAGUGAACGAGGCGUUUGAGAUCGUCAAGCAAAGGACGUGUCCAAAUCCAAAUCAACGGCUACCCAAGGUUUGA
This is a messenger RNA of Ostertagia ostertagi, 597 nucleotides long. NCBI's taxonomy places the organism in Eukaryota, Metazoa, Nematoda, Chromadorea, Rhabditida, Trichostrongylidae. The record is from the annotation of a GenBank genome assembly.